Messenger RNA from Oncorhynchus kisutch (coho salmon), 3367 nucleotides. RefSeq names its product URI1 prefoldin like chaperone (gene uri1). Bases 1341 to 2654 code for a protein of 437 amino acids. The record is from RefSeq and is a predicted model, not a curated record. Gene Ontology annotation, molecular function: chromatin binding; phosphatase inhibitor activity; transcription corepressor activity. NCBI's taxonomy places the organism in Eukaryota, Metazoa, Chordata, Actinopteri, Salmoniformes, Salmonidae. Gene Ontology annotation, biological process: negative regulation of phosphatase activity; negative regulation of transcription by RNA polymerase II. The transcript has 10 exons.
GCAUUUUACCCAGAGUACACCGGGAAACAGACAGGGGAACAUGGCGCAGGGUCGAUGAGGAGGACGCUGAACAUCGAGGAUUAUAUUACGUGGAUAUUUUUGAGAUCAUGCUGAAAUCCUAAAAUGAGAGUGUGAAAUGGUCUCACUUCCGAAGUCUUGGAUUUCUAUCACUGCCCCUUUGAUGAAUAAGAGGAAAACGCGUCUCAGGAAUACCUGCAAUUGUAUUCAUAAACAUUUCUUUAGGACUUACAACCCCUGAGCAUUGUUUUGGAUUCACAAACGUCACAUUUCAUUUGAUUAUUACAUGGGAAGAUGGCUGAGAGAAAUAAAAGGAACAUAGAGGUCCUACAAGGAGUUGACAGACUUCGAGUGGGGCAUAAGAAGCUUGGAUCCUGACCAAACCAUGUUGUUUUAACUACAACCAUCGAAUAUGCAAAGUCAAGUUUGUCAAUUGCUCUGUUGAAUUAUAUUCUUCAGCAAGCAUAAUGCAUAAAUAAACAAAUGUACUUGCCCAAUGCGUGAAGGAUAGUUUAAUGAACUUACCAUACACUUAUGCACACAAGCAUUACCUUGUGUGGCCUAACGUUAGCUAAUUUACUACUGGCCUUUCAACACUAGUAUAAUCGUAUCUAAAUGUUCAGAGAAUAUCAAUACACAGUGUUGGGCAUUGAUUGGAUGUUUAUUAACAUUCAUUGAUGGCAAUGCAAUGCAGGACAAAAGUAAAGCUAGUCAGUUGGCAAAGUAAUGUUCGUGUUGUGUUACAGUAGAAUUUGACUCAUGAAGGAGGGUGCAACUUUAAUGUAGGCCUACUUUCAAAUAGGAACAGGCCUAAUGUGUUGACCAGGCAUGCUUAGCUAAAUUUCUGUCGUAUUGAGUAAAGAAUUGUAUCUGCCGCAUCCAUGGUACGUCAUAUUUCAUACCCCUAUCAAAAGUGUAGUAUUAUAGGCUACUUCCUAGUAUGACAUCCACUGUAAAGUGUACAGAUGCCUCUUCCUGUCCCCAAGUAGGUGCUUCUGUGUAAGUAUAUCCUGUGAGUUCCAGAAAAGAUUUUGUCAAUUAAUCUUUGACAGCUGUUAAAUCAAAACACCCUAAACUUCCUGAGAAUUUGCUUCCCCAACAUUGAGUAAGUGUAAAGAACUGUAAAAUGGAGGGGGUUAUUCAGAGUUUUUUUUAAUGGAGAAUAAAAAUGCUAAGUUUGACCUCUAGAAUUGUCACUCUGUCAACAACAGGUGGUGAAAGGCUGUGAAGUUCAGAUCCAGCACUGGGAGAAGGUAAAAGGUGACUAUGAAGCCCUUGAGGAUCAACUCAAAACUCUUCCAGAUGAGGUGUCCUAUGACAUCAUGGUACCAUUUGGCCCUUUGGCAUUUAUGCCUGGGAAGCUGGUCCAUACCAAUGAGAUCACUGUGCUACUGGGAGACAACUGGUUCGCCAAGUGCUCUGCCAAGCAGGCCCAGAAGCUCUUGGAGCACAGGAAGAAACAUGUAAGGAGUGCGCUGGAUGACUUGCACAAGACGAAGAAGAACUUUGAAGCCAGAGUUGGGUUCACAGAGGAUCUUGAAAAACUCUCAGGCGCUAAAGGGGACUAUGUGGACAUCAGAGAAGAGGUUGAAAGUAUUGAAGAAUUUGUACGCAAAGGAAAGCAGCGUGUGGCCCUUAAGCCCCACACUAAGCCCAAAAUGGAGGCUGUUGUGAAGAUGGAGGAGGAGGAGGGCGGUGGAGAGGGAGAUGGAGGGAGUAGGAGAGGAGUGCUGUCCGAGGAGGAACUGUGGGCCAGACUGGAUGAGCUGGAAGCAAAGGAGAAGCUUGAGGAGGAGCAUGACCGACACUUUGGAAGUGUAGACACCAACGGCAAUGACGACACAACAUCCUCCUCUGAGGAAGAGAAGGAGGGAGAUGGUGGCGGCCAUCAUCGCGUCAACGGACAUGACGAGAGGAGUGAAGGCAAGAUGACUGUGCCUCACAACAGUGGCCAAGUUAACGGUACAACCAGGGAGGAGGAGGAGGAAGACAAGGGAGAGGAGGAGGAAGGCAACGGUUUGCCUACCAUCUAUUUCUCUCAUACGGUGGAACCCAAGAAGGUGAGGAUAAACACAGGGAAGAACACCAUGUUGAAGUUCAGUGAGCUGAAAGAACAGAAGCAGCAAGCCAAGAGGAAAAAGAAGAUCGGCACCAGCAAUGGUCACUCUCACCACGGGCUCCACAACAUCACCACGCCCACAGACAUCUACAGGUUGUUUGUGGAUGUGAAGAAUGGCGAGCCCAUCCCCAGGAAGUCCAUCCUGAAGUCCCGGAGCAGAGAGAACAGCGGAUGUAGCGACACCAGCGAGAGCAGCGCUGCCGACUUCGAAGAGCGCAGGACGUUCGGACGCACCCUGAGCCACGACGAGAACACGUGCAGCGACACCAGCGAUGGCAUCACCGAGGAGGACAGCCCCACCGGGAACCCUCUACACCCCACCAGACGCUUCGAGGCCUUUUCAUGCACAGUGGUGGAGAAGGAGCCCAUUCCCUUGUCGAUCCCCCACCUAACCAUCGUCCCUCCAGCUCUGCCCACAAUCCCAGAGCGGAAGCUGGAGGAGGUGGCCCCCGAUGCCCCCCGUGAGGCCCCUAAGCGGGUGUCCAAGUUCAAAGCUGCCCGGCUGCAGCAGAAGUGACCCUGCAAAGCCAGUCUCCAGGAUUCACACGACUGGCCCCUUUUUAACAUAGAUGUUCUACGCCAGCACUUUGUUGAGCUGGACAGACUGUGAACCCUCCCUAAUAUCUGCCAUGUCUCUUCUUCUUUUGUCAUCACUCUUUAAGCCUUUAUUCUUCUCUUUCAUAAUGCUUUUCCUGUUAGUACACAGGGUAUCUAUUACAGUAGGACUGUUCUAUAAGAGGCAGUACUCUGUAAGAGUAGCAUAGCAUUGUUUAGAACGCUUGCGCUUAACCAUUUACCUGCCUUGUAAGGAACAUCAAGCUUUUGUUGCUAAGUAAGCACUUCAUUGCAAUAUGUAUUUAAGUCAAGAGGUUGUUUAUUUAGAGCCCUCAUCCUCCAACAUUAUGGCACUACACUAGUCCACACUGCCUAGGUGCUCAUUUUAUGGUGGUUGCUCUCGUGUCAGUGUCUUGACAAGGCCAGUGGUUUACCACUCUAUUUGUUUGAUCCAUCAUUUUGCCUGCUAUGCUAAAAACCACAUGCUCUGUGUCAUUUAUUUUUUUCCUUUUUUUAUUUUCUACGAUUAUUCUACACAGGGUCAUAUGCUGACUGCCCUUUAUUGUCCCCAAUCCCCUUGUACCUGCCUAAUGCCCACCUCUGUGACCAGCUUUAUGUCAGAAUAAACAUUGUUGUAAACUGGAAGGAAAAUAAAACAUUUUGUGGAAAAAGUCA